AUGACUUCCAUCGAGGAGAGAACCUUCAUCGCCAUCAAACCCGACGGUGUGCAGCGAGGACUGGUCGGGGAGAUCAUCAAGCGCUUCGAGCAGAAAGGAUUCAAACUGGUGGCCAUGAAAUUAAUACAUGCCUCUGAAGACCUUCUGAGAGAACACUACAUUGACCUCAAGGACCGACCGUUCUACGAUGGCCUAGUGCAGUAUAUGCACUCGGGACCUGUUGUAGCCAUGGUGUGGGAAGGUCUUAACGUGAUUAAGACUGGAAGAGUGAUGCUAGGGGAAACUAAUCCAUUCGAUUCCAAGCCUGGCACUAUUCGUGGGGACUUCUGCGUUCAAGUUGGAAGGAACAUCAUUCAUGGAAGUGAUUCUGUGGAAAGUGCUGAGACAGAGAUCAAUUUGUGGUUCACUUCUGAAGAACUGGUUGAUUACAGAAGCUGUGCUCACGAGUGGAUCUAUGAUUAA
This is a messenger RNA of Acanthisitta chloris (rifleman), 462 nucleotides long. RefSeq names its product nucleoside diphosphate kinase A-like. Lineage: Eukaryota; Metazoa; Chordata; Aves; Passeriformes; Acanthisittidae. The record is from RefSeq and is a predicted model, not a curated record. Bases 1 to 462 code for a protein of 153 amino acids. Gene Ontology annotation, biological process: GTP biosynthetic process; CTP biosynthetic process; UTP biosynthetic process. Gene Ontology annotation, molecular function: nucleoside diphosphate kinase activity. The transcript is spliced from 4 exons.